Messenger RNA from Lycium ferocissimum, 707 nucleotides. RefSeq names its product protein LITTLE ZIPPER 1-like. The transcript is spliced from 2 exons. The record is from RefSeq and is a predicted model, not a curated record. The coding region runs from base 104 to 430 and encodes 108 amino acids. Lineage: Eukaryota; Viridiplantae; Streptophyta; Magnoliopsida; Solanales; Solanaceae.
CUUCAUUCAUUUCAUCAUUCAAACCUCCUCCUUAAUCCUUAGUAUUCUUCUCAACUAAAAAAGAGAGAAAAAAAAACAAGAAACCCACUUAAAGGAUCAAGAGAUGUGUGUCAACUCAACAGAAUGGAGUGCAUCACGUAUCCAUUACUUUUCUGGGCAGAAACAAAAACCGAAACGCUCGAGAGUUCAAGUUCAUAGACUUGCAUGGAGGAAAAAGAAGGCAGAAGCUGAGAAAAAUAUGGAACUAAGAAACUUGAAGCUGUACAUGGAGAACAUGAGUAUAUUAGAAGAAAAUGAGAAAUUAAGGAAGAAAGCAAAUCUCCUUCACCAAGAAAACCGUGCUUUAAUGUCUGAAUUUCAGAAUAAAUUUUCUCAAUUGGAUCGGGUUUCCGUCACCCUUAAUUUAAUCAGGGACAGAGCUAGAGUUUAGGUUAUGGGUUUGACCGAAUUCAAUACGUACCUUUGGAGUCUACACUUUGUACUUGUCUUAAAAAAAAUUAUUGAGUAUGUACAAAUUAUUAGUUUAAUACCCCAACAUGUAAGCUUUAAAUUCUGGCCCUGUCUCUACUUAAUUUGCUUCUUCUUCAUAGGCAAUAACAUCAAUGAACAAAACCUACUUCAUUCAGUAGCUUUUCUAGCUUAUGUACUCUCAAGUGUGCUGCUAAUAACUGUUAUAUUUAUUAAUGAGAAAAAAUGGAUUUCUUACC